Molecule: messenger RNA, 1562 nt
Organism: Carassius auratus (goldfish)
Lineage: Eukaryota; Metazoa; Chordata; Actinopteri; Cypriniformes; Cyprinidae
Product: carcinoembryonic antigen-related cell adhesion molecule 1-like
Exons: 6
Coding region: 585-1523 (312 amino acids)
Source: RefSeq, a predicted model, not a curated record
AAUUCCUUGAUAAAGUUCUUAUGAUAUUGAGCAAUAAAAAAAAAUAAGAUUGUAGUUUAGGUUAGGGAAAUCGAAAACGGCAGGGGAUAUGGAGACACGGGAUGCUAUUCGCUCUGUUGUGGAGAAUUUUCCCUGUAUUUGCCAACUGAAGCCCGAACAAGAAGAGUGUUUGUUUCACUUUGAAUGGAGAUGAUGUUGAAGACCUCCCGGCAGGUUUUGGGAAAAGUUGAAUUUAUCAUCUGUUACCGAUCGUCAGCGAGAAACUGGGGAGGCAAAAGUCCAGCCGGGCGAUUAUUGUGAUUGUGAACUGCUCCCUCCGGCAUUUGCUCGAUUGUUUUGUUUUCGCACUAUUCGUGUGUUUACAGCGGAAGUUUGAGGCGGCUGAGCCGGAUGUGAGGCGCAUAACACACGUCAUUUCCGAACGAAUGUGAUUGGCUUAACCAAUGAUUUCAAACUUCAGAGAAGCGGCAGACAAGCAGCUAGCAGUAAUCUAUGAUAUAUAAAAAGAAGAAGAAAAAAAAAAAAAAAAAAACAAACAAGGGAUAAUUAAUCGGAAUUUGCUGUCAUAUCAUUUUUGUGAAAAAAUGCUUCGGUUUAUUUUGAUCUCAGUGUCGUCUUUACUCGCUAAUGAUGUUAUUACGGCCAGAGUGACAGUGACAGAGGGAGAUUCAGUUACUAUAUACACUAAUGUUACAACAACACAGCAAGAUGAGAUUUUAUGGUAUUUUAAUGACAUCCGCAUAGCUGUGAUCACCGGAGAUCUCAGCAGGAUCUGUACAGAUGUUCAGUGUAAUGAAGACACUGAGAGAUUCAGAGACAGACUGAAACUAGAGAAACAAACCGGAUCCCUGACGAUCACAGACAUCAACACUACAGACACUGGACUUUAUCAACUGAAGAUCUUCAGCAGCAGUAGUAUCAGUGAGAAGACCUUCAGUGUUACUGUUCUUGAUUCUCCUGAUAAAGUGAAGACAAUAUCAGUGAAGGAGGGAGAAUCUGUCACUUUUAAUCCUGGUGUAAUGACAACCCCAAUUGAUGUGAUGAGGUGGUAUUUUAAUGACUCUCUCAUCGCUGAAAUCACUGGAGAUCAGAGUAAGAUCUGUUCAGAUGUUCAGUGUAAAGAGAGAUUCAGAGACAGACUGACGCUGGAUCAUCAGACUGGAUCUCUGACCAUCACAGACACCAGAACCACAGACUCAGGAGAAUAUAAAGUAUUGAUCAUCAGCCACAUCCUUCAGAACAGCGUCAGUGUCACCAGUUUGAAAACAUUCAUUUUUACUGUAAUUGAUUCAGGUCUGUCUUCAGCUGCUGUAGCAGGAAUAUGUGCUGGUGUUGUUCUGUUGUUCGUGACUGCAGCAGCUGGUGUGAUUUACUAUCACAAGCGUCUUCAAGCAGGACAGAAUAAUAUCACGGCACAAACCAGUUAUCAGGCAGGUCAUUUACAAGACUUUUCCCUUCGGUCUGACCCUGAGAUGUCACCUGGUGGGAAAGAGACUGAGGAUGCCAGUGAGACCUCACUUUAACAUCUUUGGUACCAGUACCAGGGCCAGCACUACCUAUAG